UUAGAACUCACCAUCACCGGCGCAACUUAGAAUGAGUAUUCCACUGCAUUGCCGCCGCUCUCCGGUGACGAUCAAAACCUAAUCCCCAAAUAAAUUUUCCCGAUCAUGCACUGCUCUUCCCAUUAUCGAGAACUCAUGGUUGAUUUUCACUCUUCAGCUGUGGAGGUUGGAAGCAUAGCUUUGACCUAUUAAAUAUGCCAACACUGUUGGUCUUUGACAUUAUUCUAGAGACUUGAGGUUCAAGGAUAGUUUUCCAUGUAUCCUUUGUUUCAAAAGGUAUCAACUUUUACCUCCUUCAGGUUAGAGUUACUGAGUUAGUAUCUUUUCUCUUCUUUGAAGUAAUAAAAGAGGGAAAUGUAUUAAUGACUUUGAUCUUAGAGGAAGUAACUUAAUUUGAACAUUUAACACUACUCUAAUGUUCUAACAAAUAGUAGAAAUCAUUAAUUAGAAUGAGAGGAUUAAGGAAAAGCUAGAAUAGGCUCUGACGAAGUGACAAAAUUCUUAUUUUUCUUUGAUGAGUGGAGGAAGUUUCCUCCUCAUCUAUUGCUAUCCCAUUCCCUGCUCCUCUUUACCGAUAUACCUGUGAACUAUGAGAUCAAGAAAAAAAAUAGAUGCAGGGCCCAGAGUUUCAAAGCUACUCUUGAGCUUCCUUCUCCUGCAGCCAAAGAAACUGACUAGACAGUGCUUGUCAGGAGGGAGAUUCGAUCUUUGCAGUCUUAAUAUUCAUGAAAACAUUAGAGAUUACAAUGUCUUUUUCUAAGUGUCAUAGUCUCACUCAAAUUCCAUCUUGCUUAUGUUCUGAUCUUGUGAUAGAAUUGUCAUGCCUGCUAUUUUUAUUCAAAUUUGCACCAACAAAAACACAAGUAUCUUAGAUUCUGGGACAAAUUGGAGGCACUUUUGUCCAGAGAUUACAGUUGAGUACCUUAGCCAUAUCUUGGAUGUUUUUUCGUGACUUCUUUUGUAUUGUAGUUUUGUGAUAUUACUGAAGAAAAGGAUUAUGAUGAGCGAAUUUGUUUGGAAGAACUGUGUGAGAAGGUCCUAUCUGGACAAAAGAGGACAACAACCUAUCUUGAUUCCUAGCAAGAAAUGGUCAUGCCUGAAAUCAGUUAUCAAUUACUACACAACUAUGCUGACCAAAUUCAAAACUGGGAUUGGAUCUGCAACAUUUAUUCUCAAGCUUCAAGAUCAUUUACCAGUAACAGUGGCAGCCAAUUCAAAAGUAAACACACUACUAGCUAAACAAAUUGAGGCUGUGAUACUGAGUUGCAAUUAUGUUUGGAGAUGCAUUGUUGCCUUGAGAAUGUUCUCUCAUUGUUGAGGAGUUGAAGCAGACUUCAUUGUGUUUUCAAGUGAGUGGAAAAUUGCAUUUCAGUCUGCGCGAUCAUCCAGGAAAUUUGCUACCUACCAAGCAUAAUUCAUGACAUUGAAAGAUGAUUUGGAUCUAGAGCACGGUAUCCAGAUUCAACAAAUAAAUGUAUUUAAUCUGAUUACAGAUCCAAUCAUACUAUUUCUGUAAGUUUAUUUAUCUAUUUAUACCUACUUAGAGAUACAAUUAAUGUUGUCAAACUCAAAAUAUACACUCCUUGGGAAGCACUAAUCACUAUAGGUAAAUAGAUGUUGCUUUACAUUUUA
This is a messenger RNA of Solanum tuberosum (potato), 1632 nucleotides long. RefSeq lists its product as uncharacterized. The transcript is spliced from 6 exons. The coding region runs from base 998 to 1318 and encodes 106 amino acids. The record is from RefSeq and is a predicted model, not a curated record. Lineage: Eukaryota; Viridiplantae; Streptophyta; Magnoliopsida; Solanales; Solanaceae.